AUGGCUACAAAAACGGCCGCGAGGCCUUCUCCAAGUCCAAGAACGCCUCAUUCACAGUCUGUCCGCACUCCCUUGAAACCCUCCACGACACCACUGAGCCCGCCGUCAAGAGUGCCGGCCUCUGUCGGACAGCCACUCCCCCCAGGCGCGACUCCAGAGAUGCGGUCGCCUGGCGCACAUACAAUCGUUCGCGCUCAAAGCCCAAACUACUUUGGUAUAAUUCCCGACCCCGCGAUGGAUUCUCGAGAUUCGGGAGUAGGCCCAAAGGAGAAUUGGAGCCCUCCUACUUCCUCAAUCUUCUCCUUCGCUGCAGCCUCGCCAAAGCCGAUAGAUUCGAACUCAGAGUUUGAGGCUUUCAAGAGGCAGACGGAAACGAAUAAUGGCUUCACUCUUGGUCGCGGACAUCUACCUCAUUUGGAGCAAACUGGUUCAGUUGUGAUUCGCCCACGCGUGGAUGGAAGGCUAACUGGAUCCGCAACUCCAGAGCAUUUAAGCUCUCCUAGAUCAGUGCCGAAGGCUCGCAUUGGUACUCCUGGUAGACUGGACAUUGAGGGAAUGAGAGAUGAAAGAGACUCGGCCUACGUAUCGUCUUCAGAGUCGAAGCGUGCAUCAGAGACGUCAAUGACUGCGCCAUCCUUCUUCGAUAUUCCACAUCAGCAAUCCCCGACCAGUAUAUUGCAUACGGGGCGACGAAAUGCUCCCGCCCAUCUUGAUGACAGACAUUUACGGCUCUCUCUGCCACAGAACAGGGUAGACCCACCUUCACCGAACUUGAAGCUCCACGCUCGUGGACAGCAUCAACGGGCAGAAACACUUCCAGCUGCUCUUGAAGAUGGGCCUGCCAUGAUCAGUCCAGCGCAAUUAAAAGAUAUGGUUGAGCGUCUUCCAUCCUCGCAGAUCUUAAUACUAGACCUUCGUGUUUUCCCGCAAUAUUCCCAAGCCCGAAUUCGCGAUGCCUUAAAUCUCUGUAUACCUACGACGCUGUUGAAGAGACCAUCCUUCAAUUUACAAAAGCUCAAAGAUACCUUCACGAAUGAUUACGAAAAGGAAAGAUUCUCCCAGUGGGAAAGCGCUCAGCACAUAGUCGUCUACGAUGCGUAUUCUUCCGAAAAGAAGGACGCGAUGUCGGCGACGAAUACCCUCAAGAAGUUCUCAAACGAAGGAUGGAAGGGGCAUGGUUAUAUCUUAAGAGGUGGUUUUGCGGAAUUCUCGAAGAAUUAUCCCAAAUUUAUUGACAAGCAACACGGACAAGAUAUGCAAGCUUCAAAGAUUAGUCUUUCCCUAGGGACAUUGAGGCCUGAAGUGGCCCCAGUGGCUGGGGGAUGCAUGAUUCCCGCAACUAAGGAUGUUGCAAAUCCCUUCUUCAGUAAUAUUCGGCAAAAUCAGGAUUUGAUAGGAGGCGUGGGACAGUUGAGUAUCAAACUACCUGAAGAACUGAGCUCCGAGGCCCCUAAUAUUCUCCCUGCAUGGCUUCUCGAAGCAGCCGCUGCAGAAGACCAUGGAAAGAAGGUCUCGGACAAAUUUCUACGCCUGGAACUUGAUGAACAAUCACGAAUGACGAAAGCCCUCUCCUCGGGUGUUUCUUACGGGGCACCAGGGGCGGGAAACGGUGAUGUACAGAUUGCGGGGAUCGAGAAGGGUGGCAAGAAUAGGUACAACAAUAUAUGGCCAUUCGAGCACACGAGAGUCAGACUACAAGGGCGUCCAGAAGGAGCUUGUGAUUAUGUCAAUGCAAGUCAUAUCAAGGCGUCACGGAGCAAUAAGCGGUAUAUUGCGUCGCAAGGACCUCUCCCUGCCACGUUUGAGGAUUUCUGGAGUGUUAUAUGGGACCAGGACGUUCGAGUCAUAGUAAUGUUAACCGCGGAGCAAGAAGGCGGCCAGCUCAAAUGCCAUCCGUACUGGUCGAGCAAUGAUUACGGGCCUUACCGACUGAAAGCUUUGUCGGAAAGGAAAGUAUCACUUGAUCCCAAGAAGCACUGGACACCAGGCGAACGUCGCGAUCAAGGGAGAAGACGUGCCAAUACUAGUGCGGAAAACGCCCCUACUGUUCCACCGACUGAGCAACCCCACGCGAUCGUCCGAAAAUUCAGCCUCUCCCAUUUAAUGCACCCAUUCUCGCCCAUGCGAGAAAUCGCCCAGGUCCAUUUCUCUUCCUGGCCAGACUUUGGCGCUCCAGCCAGUCCGAGCCAACUCCUCGGCCUUGUCGAGAUCAGCAAUCAAAUGCAGCGCGCCGCCGCAUCCCCAACACAGCCCCUCAGGACAUCAGACCCCGAAGACGACGAAUAUGUCCGACCCAUCCUCGUGCAUUGUAGUGCGGGCUGUGGACGCACCGGCACCUUCUGUACCGUCGACUCUGUCAUCGACAUGCUCAAGCGGCAGCGCAAAGAGAUGCGAAGCGGCGUCACCCCCAUGGACUUCACGCCCUCCAACAACCAAAGCGAUUACGUAGGGAAAGGCAAACGUCCCGAAGACCCCGAUACCCAAUGGCUCUUUGACCAAGACAUGGAUCUAGUCGAGAAAACGGUCCAGGAUUUCCGCAGCCAGCGCCUUAGCAUGGUCCAAAGCCUCCGCCAGUUCGUCCUCUGUUACGAGACGAUCCUCGAAUGGAUGGUUCAGCAAUCCACGGGCAAAACGGGCCGUGAACGAAGCGGUAGUGAUGGUGGUGUUCUCUAG
Amorphotheca resinae ATCC 22711 is the source of this 2673-nucleotide messenger RNA. RefSeq lists its product as hypothetical. Gene Ontology annotation, biological process: protein dephosphorylation. The transcript is spliced from 2 exons. Gene Ontology annotation, molecular function: protein tyrosine phosphatase activity. NCBI's taxonomy places the organism in Eukaryota, Fungi, Ascomycota, Leotiomycetes, Helotiales, Amorphothecaceae. The record is from RefSeq and is a predicted model, not a curated record. Bases 1 to 2673 code for a protein of 890 amino acids.